AUCAAGGUCCAACCAGACUCAUCACUCUCUCUCGCCCUCGCACCGGCGCCGUUCCCUCACCGCCGGCGCCACCGCGUCGCCGCCUACAGCAGUACACCAUGCUCCGCCUCCACAAAUGGAUCCUCACCGAACUGCUCCUUCCUUCCACCUCCGCCUACGCCAUCUCCCCUCUCCACCGCCUCAUCUCCGCCGCCGCGCCCGCCGUCUCCCCCAACCCUAGUAGCUUCGCCGUGGAGGACUACCUCGUCUCCUCCUGCGGCCUCACCCGACCACAGGCCGCCAAGGCCUCCGCCAGGCUCUCCCACCUCAAAUCCCCCGCCAAGCCCGACGCCGUCCUCUCCUUCCUCGCCGGCCUCGGCCUCUCCGGCGCCGAUGUCGCCGCCCUCGUCGCCAAGGACCCGCAGCUCCUCUGCGCCGGUGUGGAGAAAACCCUGGCCCCCAACGUCGCGGGGCUCACUGGCCUUGGUCUCUCGCGUUCUGAGAUCGCACGCCUCGUCUCGCUCUCCCGUAACAGCUUCCGCUACAGAUCCAUCGUCUCCAAGCUGCAGUACUACAUGCCUCUCUUUGGGUCCUUUGAGAACCUCCUCCGGGCCCUCAAGAGGAACUUCUACCUUCUCUCGUCUGACCUCGACGGCAUCGUCAAGCCCAAUGUCGCUUAUCUGCAGGAGUGCGGGCUAGGUGCUUGUGAUAUUGCCAAGCUAUGCAUCAGUCGACCAGGUCUGCUCACCACCAAUCCAGAGCGUUUCCAGGGCAUGGUGGCACGCGCCGAAAACAUAGGUAUGCCCUGUAGUUCUGGGAUGUUCAGCCACGCGCUGCAUGCUGUUGCAUGUUUCAGCAAAGAGGAGAUCGCAGCCAGGGUGGACUACUUGAAGAACACGUUCAUGUGGACAGAUGCUGAGGUGGGCAUUGCUGUUUCUAAGGCUCCAUUGAUACUGACAAGGUCCAAGGAAUCGCUGCAGCGCAGGUCUGAGUUCCUCAUCUCCAAGGUGGGGUUAGAACCGGCAUAUAUUGCUUGUCGUCCGGCAAUGCUCAUGUAUAGCUUGGAGGGCCGGCUCAGACCCCGGUACUAUGUUGUCAAAUUUCUCAAGGAAAGUGGAUUGCUAGAUCAUGACCGGCACUACUUUGGUGCAGUCAUGAUCAGCGAGAAGGUAUUCGUCGAGAAGUUCAUAUGCCCUCAUAAGGAUGCUGCACCGCAUCUCGCUGAAGAUUAUGUAACAGCUUGCAGAGGAUCAGCUCUCUGUCGCCCUUCUCUGGUGCUUGUUGAAAUUAUAGAAUCAAGAUUAAUGAAAUGUAGGAGAAGUGAACAGGUUGGCUGAUGAAGUGACUUACCACCAGGUGACAAGAUAUGGGGUUCUUCCUCAAGCAAAAAGUGGCUGGGCAAUAGGAGCAUACUGAUUUAAUGUAUUUGAAUUUUUGCAAUUGAAGAUGUGCUGAAACUGGAUGUAGACGGUGCUUUCUUCCUCUUCCAGGAGACGAUGCGAGACAUGUCGGCAAUGGCUUUGAUGCACUAUACAUGAUUCUGAAGGCUCUGUAAGUUGAUGAUGCCCUGAAGAUUCAGUGACAAGUAUGGCCUGAUGCUGGCGUAAGUUUUAUUCAGGGAAGCUCCUACUUAUCUCUUUUUUGAACUUUUAAGUUAAAGUAAACCUUCUAGUGUUAUACUAGAGAUUGUAACAUGGUGGUUGAUGAGUUACUGUCGCAUGCCUGUCGGAUUCAUCAGCUCAGCUGAGUGAGGCAAACUGAACAAAAUAGCAAGUCGAAUAAAGUAACAGCAUCUUGUGCUUUAAUCAAUUCAUACUUGGAGCUCCGUGCGCUUAUAUUUGAAAAAAAAUGAACGAAUCAUGCAUGAAUGUAAACAGAAAGCGUGAUGUAAAUUUUCUACUCUGAAUUCUGAAUUUGAAUCAGAGUUGAUUGUUAACUCUAAAUCUUUCAGACUUCAUGGGUUACACCCAAGUAAGUGUGAAGCUAUAGUACAUGUUUAAAAAUCUUAACUUGAAUUAGAGCAGAAAGUUAACAGCAAUCUUAUAACAAAGUUUUUUUUACUGUACUUUUUCCUCCAACACGGCAUUUUCUAUUAUCACAGCGGCAUCUCUAUGACACUUGUUCUUAAGUUUUCCUAACAUUGGGACUGGGGUUAACUAAUUAUGUUGAAAAAUCAUUUUCUCAUCUUAAAAAACAUCAAUGAUUAGAGGAUUCUGAGCAAAAAGCUAUUCUGUAGUUUUCAUAAAUGUCCAAUUCAGUCUAUUAAAAUGGGCAUAUUUUCAUACAGGUUCAGCAAAACAGAAAUGUCAUUUUUAUAGUGCGAAUAAAAUUGUUUUACCCUAUAAUUUAAAGUGUGCAUUUUUAGUAUCUAAUGUAUUGAAGGCAUGUGAUGAAUACCAAUUGGAAAUGGUAGCUGAUUGCAUCGUUCUUAUUUCUGGAAUUUCUUUCUCCAAUAUUUUCUCUAAAUGUUGGUUGUGCAGAUCUGACACGGAAAAUGAGAGGAACAAUUUAGGGUGACAUAUUGGUGAGGAAGAAGGACUGAUUUCUUUUCUGUCUCGCUUCUGAACACUAUAUGGUCCUACUUAUUGUUGCAUGGUUAACAAUGCAAAGCACCAGUGGAGUUACAUGUAUAGUGCAAAUGCGAGACAAUAGAACGAAUCUGAAGUUUUUCAUCUCUAUUCCAUAGAGACAAUUGUUAUAAUUUUCGGGGUCAAAACAGGAGCUGUAUUUUAUCAUCAACUGUCAGCACCGUGCCUUCAUCAUGUAUUAAGUUUACUAGUGGCCAA
This is a messenger RNA of Triticum aestivum (bread wheat), 2765 nucleotides long. RefSeq lists its product as uncharacterized. The record is from RefSeq and is a predicted model, not a curated record. Gene Ontology annotation, molecular function: double-stranded DNA binding. Gene Ontology annotation, biological process: regulation of DNA-templated transcription. NCBI's taxonomy places the organism in Eukaryota, Viridiplantae, Streptophyta, Magnoliopsida, Poales, Poaceae. Bases 99 to 1316 code for a protein of 405 amino acids. The transcript is spliced from 2 exons.